GUGCACGAAAAGUCAGGCCAAGAGGAAGUGAGACAAAAAAAUACACUGACAAAUUAGGUUCGAACUAAAAGAAGUGCGUCUUCCUUCUACCACAGGGGGGACUCGGCUAUAUAUACGCCAUCUUAGUACUUUCAUUUUCGACGGAUUUUAACCACAGCCAAUAAAGAGAUGCCGUUAGACACAGUCCUGUGCCUGGACACGUCCGGCUCCAUGGCCGGGAAGGGUAUGUUAGAACUCCGCAAAGCGGUGCGACAGUUCCUGGCCGGGGUGCAGCAGACCGCAAUUCAGACGGGGCUGAAGGAAAACGUGGCCGUGGUGGAGUUUGGCGGGGGGGUCAGGAUAGUGCAGCACCUGACGAACGACUACAGACGUGUACAAAGGGCCGUUGAUAAUCUGAAACCCGGUGGAACAACCCCAAUGUUUGAAGGUUUGAUGGAGGCACUGAAGGAACUGUGUCAAAAUGGUGGGGUGUUGGUAUUGCCAGGCGGGAUUAGGAUGACGCCUCGGGUGAUCUUGAUGACCGACGGAAAACCUGACAACCAGGAAAGGGUCAUACUGGCGGCAGCAGCUUUCAGUCGGGAAGGGUACAGGGAGGUUGGACUCCCCUACCCCGUCCCUAUUGCCUGUGUCGGCUGUGGGUCUGGAGUGGACGUGGCCCUUCUGGCUGCCAUUGCUGCUGCCACCAACGGUAUGUUCGCCAUCGGAGAUGUCAGUGAACUGUCUGCGUUUUUCCUCAAGCAGGUCCUGCUGAUUCGAUUUGCAUUGCAGUUUGCCAAUGACAUGAACAAGUUGCGCAACUUGAUUCUUUUGAGGCAAUUUUUGGCCCAAAUGGGAGAAAAUGUCAGCGAGGAAGAAGCGAUCGCCUUGAGGACCCUCCUGCUCGCAAUGAUUGUCGUUGCUGCGGACGACGAUUCUGAUGACCACAGGCCGGCUCUACGUGCUAUAACAGCUCAACCUUCAGCUUCAUCCCAUGUCGUCUACACGGAGUCAACAGCACUCGUUAAUGGUAACAACGACAGAGAAGUCAACCACUGCGUGCAUUGCUGCAUUUCGAUGUUUUGCCCGUGUUGGAUCUGUGUCUGGUGUUACGUGUGCUGCAAGGAAGACUGAAGAAACCAAGGGACAGACAGAUAUAGCCAGUAUUUUUGCCAACCUUUACUGUGCACGAGACUGUCCAUUGUUUACAACAGAACACACAUAAAGAAAGAUUUUCUAUAUGUGCAAAUAUG
Messenger RNA from Branchiostoma floridae (Florida lancelet), 1229 nucleotides. RefSeq lists its product as uncharacterized. The record is from RefSeq and is a predicted model, not a curated record. Gene Ontology annotation, cellular component: plasma membrane. Lineage: Eukaryota; Metazoa; Chordata; Leptocardii; Amphioxiformes; Branchiostomatidae. The coding region runs from base 169 to 1110 and encodes 313 amino acids. The transcript is spliced from 13 exons.